CGCAAGAACUCGUGCGGGGUUGAUGUGUAACGGCGCGCCGGGGGCCACACACGCGUUGGUCCACGGCACGAACAAACAUGAACAGUCGAUCGCGAUGCCAUGAUGUUGCGCAAGAACUCGAAGCUGAGUGUCAGGCUGGGAAACGCCCCCAUCUCCGUCCACCCAUGGAACACAAACACACACCCGAUGCGACGCAGCAGCCAUGUGGUACUGUCUCAUCGGUCACAUCAGCAGCGCAAAACUACACACAACCACCAUCUCUCCCUCCCCUCUCCUAUACACAGCCAGCCAGCCAGCCAUCCAUCCACGCCCUAGCGAGGCUAUGCCGCCUUUCUCUGCCAGCCGCUGACAGUCUCCCGCACCACGUCAGGGAGCUUCUGUGCCCGCUCGGCCACCUCCCUCAUGGCGGCCUGGACGUCGAUGGAACUUACCCUCUCCCAAACCUGGCGCGCCACGCUCUCGGCCUCCUUGGCGAUCGGUGUAGCCUUUGCCACGAUGUAGUCUUUCGUCUCGGGCAAUCUACGCUCACACGCACCGACACACACACACACAAACGAGGUGAGAUGCGUCAAUAUUGGCGUCAGAUCGGUUCACUCACCCCCUCCAGAAAUAAAUCACAUGCUUCUCCAGCCACUCUCUGCGCGCAACGGAGGGGUCGUCGGGCAGCGCCUUGACGAUGGCGUCUGGGCUGAUGCGCAUCAUGUGCAGAAUGCCGCCCUCGGAGCCCAUGAGCGUGAGCUGCUCUGCGAUGGCUUUGCGGCGGUAGUGGUACACAUACCAGUACACACAGCCCCAACUACACGCGGCUGCUAUGGAUGGACAUACAUGGCAUACAUUACAUGCCAUGGAGAGAGGGGAGGGGCCCCAGAGAGCAGGGCAGACAAGUCAGUCAAGUGAGUGGCUGGGCUGUGUGUUGGUGUGGUGCCUGGCCUGCUGUGUGCAGCUCAGCUGACCUCCGAGUAGGAUGGCGACUUUGGUCCCCGAUAUCCGGCGCUUUUUCCGAUAGUAGGCCGCAUGCCUGAGGGACAGACAGGCAGACAGACACCACGAGUGCAGUGCCUUGGCUGGGAGCGUCCAUGGGUGUGGUUUGAGUGAGCUGUGUCCCACAUGACAUACCUCUGGAAGUAGCUGUCCCUCAGCGCCCGGCUGAACUCGUCCUCGGAGCUCAACAGCUCCUACACCGACAGACACGAACAUACGGCCGUCGUCUAUGUUGGUGCCUGUGUGCCUGUGGGUCAUGUAGGUACCUCUCUUUCGAAUGCCGACAAGUUGGUGGGCGCGAAGGGCCCAUGAGCCGCCGUAACCUGAUGCCCUGAGUGAGUGAGUGAUGGAUACAUACACACACACAUGUCGAUUGCAUGGUGCGGUGUUUGGCGUUGCCUUACUUCUCUGCGGGAGGUAGAUGGGUUCCUUGUCCACGCUGCAGUGCUCGUGGACGGAACCCCUGAACCGAUACCGAACGUAGAUGCACAAAUCUACGUCAGACUGCACACAGCCAACACAUCCCUCCACACACAUGAGGAGAUAGAUGCCAUACAGGGCUGGGGGUGUGGUGCUCACGAGUGGGCAUGGGUUGUAGAAUCCAUCGAUAUGCUCCUUGGAACUAUUGACGCCCCCUGUCAGGACAGACACACACACAGAGGGAGGGCACCCCCCCGUGCUGCCAGCCACCAUGCACGACAUGGACCUCCCUACCUUCAGUGAGUGGGUGCAUACCUCCAAGGAUGAUUUGAUCCCGGUGGACCAUCAUUUGAAGCUGGACGGUCACGUCCAUCCAGUGGUUCUGCUCCGGCAGCAAGUGCAAUGAGGGAUCGAUCAACUCUGAUACAGCACCACCACAAGACAUGACAUGACCGACAGCCAUACCGUCGUCAUAGUGCGUGAAUGGCUGUCUUCACUCACUGGGCGGUGUGGAUCUGUAUUCCUCCCUCAGCCGAAGGUCGCCAUAUAAAGCACACUCAACCACAAGACCUGCAAACACAGACACAGCCCGACAUGGAUAAAGGAACGACGGCGUGAACCCGUCCAUGCAGUACAGUACCUACCGUCCGACUGCACGGCCUGCAUCCUCACGGCAUCAUAGAGCCGCCGCUGACACAACACCACGCACGCCACACAUGCGAUAGAUGCAGAUGAGUAGAGUGCGUCUGUCUAUCUGUGCGUGGAGUGACUGACAGACCGACAGACCAUGGUGGCGGUGUGACUCUCGGCCUUGGCCUUCUGGUACUCAUAGAUCUCCGCUAUGUCCUGAUGACAGACAGACAGACAGACAACAAGCAAACACUCCAUCAAUGUGGGGCAGACACACGGACCGGCCAGCAACGGACACCGAGAUUCUGUGCUCACCUUGUUGGUUGGCUUUUCGUCGCUGAAGCCAUUCUUUAUGUCAUACAUACGCCUGACAGAUACAGCGACAUACACACAGCAGUAACAAGUGGGCGAUAUCCUUCCGCAGAUAAAGAUGCACGCGGCCUUCCCUGUUGUUGACCCAUCCGCUAGAUACCUAUUGUUUGAGUCACUGAGGCAGUUCCAGGCCAUCUGGAUCUGGUUCCACCGCCGCAUCGCGUCCUGCCAUGACGCCCUGGUACACACACACAACACACAACCCAGGCAAUCAUCCAUUCAUUCGUCCAUCCAUCGCCUGCCUCAGUGGAUACAUUCACUCACUCACUCGUCAGUGGUCUGCCUCUGCAGCAGCUUAUCGGGGUGAUACUGCCGACUGAGAUUCAUCCACGACCGGCGAAUCUCAUCCUGCGAUGCAUCCAAAGGCACCUCAAGCAUGUCCUGCACCCAGCCAGCCAGGAAGCAUCACACAGAGAUAGAGAAGAAAUGAAGAAUGGAGCAGUGUAACAGGCAGGCAAGCUCCAGGUGCCCCUGUGCGAUGCUCACAUAGUAUGUGGGCCCGAUGUUGGACGGCGAGAGGGCCGGCGACGUCUCCGGCUCACUCUUGCGCGCGGCAGCCAUCUCUUUCCAACUGAACACCUGCCGCAAACAGGACUGCUCUGUCCCCUAUCUGCACGGACGCAACAGUCUUCUUUG
Vitrella brassicaformis is the source of this 3039-nucleotide messenger RNA. NCBI's taxonomy places the organism in Eukaryota, Vitrellaceae. The record is from the annotation of a GenBank genome assembly.